AUGGCAGAUGCAGCCAUUGUAUCAGAUAUUUAUAUAGAAAAGAUGUCAAAUACAGAUUAUUCCACAUCAAGUACAACAACUUCUGAUACAACAGAUUUAACUAUCUCCACAGAUAGUUUUUCAAUGCCUCAACAACAACAACAACAACCAAUACCAAUACCAAUACCAAUACCAAUACCAAUUCCUAUAUUAAACAAUGGUAAUAAUUCAACAACAGCAACAACACAAGCAAUUAAUAAUAAUUUAAAUUUAAAUAAUAAUUUAAUUGGAUCACCAAAGAGGUUAUUGUCAAGUCAAUCAUUAUCAUCACAACAAUUACAAUCACCAAGUGCACCACAACAACCUAAAACCUAUCCAUUACAUGAAGCAGCAUAUAAAGGUGAAUAUGAUAGAUUGGUUUCAUUGAUUUUAUUUACACAAGGAAAAAUAUCGGCAAGCAUUAAAUCACCUUCAGGUUCACCACAAUCUUCACGUCACAAUCAUCAUAAUCAUCAUCAUACCCCAACCUCUCCAUCAUCCCAAAAUAGCAGUAGCGGCAGCAGCAGCAGCAAUAAUAAUAGUAAUGGAUCAUUAAAUCAACAUUAUCAACAAGAUUUUACAGGUAUAAAUAGUUUAGAUGAUAAAGGUACAACAGCAUUACAUCAUGCUGCAUUCAAUGGACAUAAACAAUGUGUAAAAUUAUUAUUGGCAAGUAAUGCCUACACUGAUGUACCCGAUAUUGACGGGUGCACACCACUUCACAAUGCAGCAUUCAAUGGAUAUAAAACGGUGAUGCAAUUGUUAUUGGACGCAGGUGCCGAUGUAAAUUCACACGAUAUAGAUUUCAAUACGGCAUUACAUAAAACAUCAUUCACUGGUUAUCACAAAUGUGCUGAACUUUUGAUUGAACGUGGUUCUCAAGUUGAGGCAAGGGAUAAUCAUGGUAUCACUCCAUUAAUUAAAAGUGCUUCCAGUAAAAACUUUAAAUGUCUAUCGGUUUUGAUUGAACGUGGUGGUGCAAAUGUAAACUCAAAAGAUAAUAGUAAUAGCAGUGCACUUCAUCAAGCUUGUUACAAAGGUAGUGAUCGUUCAGUCUCACUCUUAAUUCAAAAAGGUGCCGAAGUCAAUUGUUUCGAUAAAGAAGGCUACACACCAUUACAUAAUGCAGUUUUCAAUGGCUUUGAAGAAUGUGCAAAAAUUCUAUUAGAUAAAGGUGCAAAUCCUGAUCAAAGAGCUUUAGAUGGUUGCUCUCCUUUACAUUAUGCUGCUUCAAAUGGUUUCGAAGGUUGUUUAAAUUUAUUAAUUCGUCGUAAUUGUAAAUUAGAUAUAACUGAUGUUAAAAGAGGUAGAACAGCAUUACAUUAUGCAGCAAAUAAAGGUCAUAUUGGUUGUGUUGAAAUAUUAUUAAGAGCAGGUGCAGAUUCAAAUAUUAAAGAUUUAUCAAAUAAAACUCCAAAAAAUUUAACAAAAGAUUUACAAAUCAUAUCAUUACUUUCAACACCAAUUGAAGAAUUGAAAAAACAUAAGAAAUCUAAAAAAGGUAAUAGUAAAGUUAAUUCACCUGUAUACCAAUCACCACGUAUUGAUGGUGCUCCACAACAACAAACUACUACAACUACAACUACCACUACAACUACUACAACUACAACAUCUAAUCAAUCACCAUUAUCACAACAACAAUUAUUGGUGGAAUCUUUAUCAUCAUCUUCUUCAAAUAUUCAAGAGGAUAAGAAUUUAUCACAACAAAUACCAACACCAACAAUAACAACAACUCAACCACCACAACAACCACAACAACAACAACCACAACAAACACCACCACAACAAUAUAUUAUUUCAGUUGAAUCAAAUGUACAUUCACCAUCAUCAUUAUCAAUGACAAAAGAAGAGGGAUCAAUUCAACAUUCACCAUUACAAAGUCAAUCAUCACCAACUGAUGAUGGUUCAUCAUUUCAUUCUAGAACACCAUCAACUGAUUCAAUUUCAACAGUUACUACAACAAUGUCAAAUUUAACAACAAGUAGUGCAACUGCAAUUUUAGCAAAUGCAAAUUCAAAUAAUAAUAAUAAUAAUCACAAUAAUCACAAUAAUACAACUCCUAAUAAUAAUAAUACAACUUCUUCUUCUUCUUCUAAUAAUAAUAAUAAUAAUACAAAUUCAAAUUCAACAACUACAACUACAACAUCAUCAUUAAAUAAUUCAACAUCACCAGAUACAACAUUAAAACUUGAUAAAUAUGGAUUCGUUAAAGGUAAUAAUCCAAAUGGUGGAUUAAAUGAUGAAGAAGUUAAAACCAAAAAGAUGGAAAAGAUUGAAAAGAAAUGGGUUAAAUUGAUAAAGUUUGAAGUUUCAUUCACAUCUCAUAAGAUUCGUGAACGUUUACCAAAGGGUAUACCAAGUUCAGUUCGUGGUAUGGCAUGGAAAAAACUAUUUGAAACUACAUCAAUCAAAAAUAAAGCCAAAGUAACCUAUGCAGAGUUAUUAACCAAACCGUUACCACAGGGAAUUCAUAUUCAAAUUCAAAAGGAUUUAGAUCGUACAUUCCCAAAGCAUAGUUUCUUUCAAGAGAAAGGUGGAAUGGGUCAACAAAUUCUUUCCAAUAUUUUAACGGCUUUUUCAAUCUAUAAUCCAGAGGUUGGCUACUGUCAGGGUAUGGGUUUCAUCACAUGUUUACUCUUGAUUUACAUGGCAGAGGAGGACGCAUUUUGGUCACUCAUUCAACUCACCGAACGUUAUGGAAUGUCUGAAAUGUGGAAACCAGAUUUCCCUUAUCUUCAAACUUGUUUCAGUAUAUUGGAUAACCUAUUGGAGGCGCAUUUCCCUCAAUUGUUUUUACACUUUCAAAAGCAAAAUGUUUUCACACCACUUUUCGCCUCUCAAUGGUUCAUUUGUCUUUUGAUCUACAAUUUACCCUUCUCCUAUAUCGUCCGUAUUUGGGAUCUCUUCCUCUAUGAUGGACUUGUAAUUAUAUUUGCCUCUUGUCUUUCCCUCUUUAAAAUCUACGAAGAUCAUCUCUUGAAAAUGGAGUUUGAAGAGAUUGUUAACCUCUUAAAAUUCUCAAAUGGUGAAGAUAAAAAUAUUAAAGCCGAUGUUUCAACCUUUAUGAAAUUGGUUGUCCAUUAUCGAAGUAAAAUUAGACAUACAAUCAAAGAUGGUCUUAUUAAAGAUCCAAAUGAACAUCGUAUAAAUAAUAAUAAUAAUAAUAGUACAAUUUCAAAUAAUGGUAAUAAUAUUAAUAAUAAUCAUCAUUAA
Messenger RNA from Dictyostelium discoideum AX4, 3231 nucleotides. Its product is annotated as ankyrin repeat-containing protein. The record is from RefSeq and is a predicted model, not a curated record. The transcript is spliced from 2 exons. Bases 1 to 3231 code for a protein of 1076 amino acids. Gene Ontology annotation, cellular component: cytoplasmic vesicle. Lineage: Eukaryota; Evosea; Eumycetozoa; Dictyosteliales; Dictyosteliaceae.